AUGUUUUCCCCACUCAUGUUUUUUUUCUGUUCACGCUCAUGUUUUCUUUUUUCUUUUUCCACCCACUCAAGAUAUUUUCCCAAAAUUUUCUUUUCUGUUCCCCCAUGUUUUCUCAUGUUUUUUUCUUUUCUGUUUUUUCCCCAACUCAUUUUUUUCUUUUUUUCUUUUCUCCACUCAUGUUUCUUUUCUUUUCCCACUCAAGAUAUAUUUUCCCCACUCAUGAAUUUUUUCACAUUUUCAUGUUUUCUUUUCUCCCCAAACAUUUUCUUUUCCCAAAUAUAUAUUUUUUUUAAUCACUCAUGUUUCUUUUCUGUUCCCACUCAUGUUUUCUUUUCUCCACAUGUUUUUUUUCUUUUUUACUCAUAUUUUUUUUCUUUUCCCACUCUGUUCACAUAUAUUUUCCCCACUCAUGUUUCUUUUCCCACUGUGUUAUUUUCCUGUUUUUUCCCCACUCUUUUAUCCCCACUCAUGUUUCUUUUCUGUUCCCACUCAUGUUUUCUUUUCUCCACUCAUAUUUCUUUUCUUUUCCCACUCAAGAUAUAUUUUCCCCACUCAUGUUUCUUUUCUGUUCACACUCAUGUUUUCUUUUCUUUUCCACUACUUUUCUUUAUCCCACUCAAUUUAUAUUUUUUUUUUUCUGUUCCCAUACAUUUUUUCCACUCAUGUUUCUUUUCUAUUCACCACACAGAUUCCUCAUCUUUUCCCCGAUUUAUAUUUUCUUUUCCCUACGCCUGUUUCCUUUUUUUUCUGCAUACAUUUUUUCUUUUCUACACUCAUGUUUCUUUUAUUUUGUACAAUCAUGUUUCUUUCUUCCACUCAUGUUUCGCUUUUUUUUUCACUCACAUUUUCUUUUACCCUCUCCUCGUUCUUUUUUGCCCACUCAUCUAUCUUUUCUUUUCUCCACUCACGACUUCUUUUCCCCACUCAUGUUUCUUUUCUUUUACCCACCUAUGUUUUCUUUCCCCAAUCAUGUUUCUUUUUCCCCACUUAUGA
This is a messenger RNA of Acanthosepion pharaonis, 993 nucleotides long. The record is from the annotation of a GenBank genome assembly. NCBI's taxonomy places the organism in Eukaryota, Metazoa, Mollusca, Cephalopoda, Sepiida, Sepiidae.